Messenger RNA from Protopterus annectens (West African lungfish), 1149 nucleotides. Its product is annotated as vomeronasal type-2 receptor 26-like. Gene Ontology annotation, molecular function: G protein-coupled receptor activity. Bases 1 to 1149 code for a protein of 382 amino acids. Gene Ontology annotation, biological process: G protein-coupled receptor signaling pathway. The record is from RefSeq and is a predicted model, not a curated record. Gene Ontology annotation, cellular component: membrane. NCBI's taxonomy places the organism in Eukaryota, Metazoa, Chordata, Ceratodontiformes, Protopteridae. The transcript has 3 exons.
AUGUGCAUGUCUUCAUGUGCUGUUGUUCAUGUAGAAAGAGAUUUCAGAGCUGGAAAGGCUCACCCAAAUUCUACCACAGCUUGCUGUGAGGGAAAGGUCCCUCGAUCUGUAUGCAGUGAGAGCUGUCCUGUAGGGAAGAGGAAAGUUCCACGAAGAGGUGAACCUACAUGCUGUUUUGACUGCAUCAUGUGUCCUGAGGGAGAAAUUUCUAAUAAAACAGACAGCAAUGAUUGUACAAAAUGUCCACCAGCUGAGUGGUCCAGUGAACAGCGGGAGAACUGCAUGCCAAAAAUAGUGGAGUUUAUUUCUUAUGAAGAUCCCAUGGGGACAGGUUUAGCUACCUCUUCAGUACUGCUCUCAGCGAUCACAUUGUCUGUGUUUUGUGUCUUUAUUGUUUAUCGACACACCCCAGUAGUGAAAGCCAACAAUCUGGUCAUCAGCUACGGUCUCCUUGUGGCUCUGAUACUGUGCUUCCUGAGUUCCCUUCUUUUCAUUGGUCAGCCUAGAAAGGUGACUUGCAUGCUUCGCCAGAUUGCAUUUGGCAUAUCAUUUUCCCUUUGUAUUUCAUGCAUUCUUGCAAAAACCACAACAGUUGUGAUUGCUUUUAGUGCAACAAAACCAAACAGCAAAUUGUCUGUAUUUGUGGGUUCCAGAUUACCGCACUAUAUUAUUAUCCUGUCAGUAAUUGUUCAGCUGAUUCUGUGCAUUUCUUGGCUCACUACAUCUCCUCCAUUCCCUGUAUUAAAUAUGAAUGUAGCCAUUAACAUAAUAUCAGUUGAGUGCAAUGAGGGCUCGGCCUUCACUUUCUACUGCAUGUUGGGAUAUCUCGGAUUAUUGGCAGCUGUGAGUUUUAUAGCUGCUUUUCUUGCAAGGAAACUACCAGACAGUUUUAAUGAAGCAAAGUUCAUCACUUUUAGCAUGGUUGUUUUCCUCAGUGUGUGGCUCUCUUUUGUCCCUGCCUAUGUCAGCACCAAAGGGAAGUACAUGGUUGCUGUUGAGAUUUUUGCCAUCAUGUCUUCUAGUGGAGGUCUUCUGUGUUGUAUCUUUUUCCCAAAGUGUUACGUUAUUCUCCUGCACCCCGAGUGGAACACAAAGGAGUAUCUGAUUCGGAUGGGGAAUUCAAAUAAAAGAUUGAACAGAAAUUCAUGA